Molecule: messenger RNA, 6173 nt
Organism: Neofelis nebulosa (Clouded leopard)
Lineage: Eukaryota; Metazoa; Chordata; Mammalia; Carnivora; Felidae
Gene: SGSM1
Product: small G protein signaling modulator 1
Exons: 21
Coding region: 1254-4061 (935 amino acids)
Biological process (GO): activation of GTPase activity
Molecular function (GO): GTPase activator activity
Source: RefSeq, a predicted model, not a curated record
UUAGCCAAACCCAUUCCACAUGCAGGAAGACCAAGUUUAAUGAAACUACUGUGGUCUCCAUCUGCAUGGACCAGAUACUGACACUGAGACAACAAGGGGGACGGUGACUUCACUCACACGCCUGGAGGGCUGAUUUCCUGGGGGGAGGGCUCAGGGCCUGAGGGCACGUACGUGAGAACCUCCCACCAGAGUCCCGACCGCACAGUUUGACUCUACGCCAGAGCCGCGGUCUGGAGCCUGGUCAGGGCUGGCAAAGAGCUUUCAGCUUCCGUUGGUGCUAGCAGCCGCCCACAGGACCUUGUUGUGAAAGAUCCCGGAGCCGUGAUUGGGCUUCCCGGGAAAGAAUGUGUGGAUUGAUUCGCCGUGUGUGUGACGGGCAAGAGAAGGGAGAGAGAGGCGCACAUGCUGUGUGUGCCGUGGGUGAUCACUCCACCUCAGCGGGUGGGAGAUGGUCCUUUCCCUCCCUUGCAGGCUGUGCCAGCCCAGAGCUGCCGUCCAGAACUGUGGGACAGGCAAGGCUGUGGACUUAGCGUCACCGGCUCCCUUUCGGAAGCAGACUCCUCAGCCACUUGGUCUUCAAGGUGCCUUCCAGUCCGUAUGCUAAAUUCCCAAGUGUUUGCUGAUAACUUCCGAAAGGGAGCGAUUUCCAUGGGCCUUCCAUAAUAUCGGGAAUGACUUUCUCAUGGAGGAAUUAGAGAUACCCAUGCCAGGUGGUAAGGGAGAGCCAUUCAUUUCAUUCAUGCAGUCGCUCAUUCAUGAGAGAGGGAAGGGGAUAGAGGGAAUGAGAGAGAGAGAUGAAGAGAAGUAUCGCUAUGAGAAUCUGGCUUGCCCAUCAACAGUAUAUGAAGGUGUCUGUUUUAUCGCAUCUUCACACUCACUGGGUGUUCUCAUUUUUUCAACAUGUCACCCACUUGCCAGGAGCAAUGUGGGCUUUUGUUGUUGUUUUAGUUGCCGUUCCUUCAUUCCCUAGAGAGGUUGGGCAUUUUGCUGUUUGCACAUUGGUCCUGUUGGAUCUCCUUUUUUGCAAAUAUUCCUCCUCCUUCUGUACUGGUCUUGAAGGCGAAACCAGAUUCAGGGCCUCCAGGAGAAUGUGCGGAAGCUGCCGAAGCUGCCCAGCCUGUCCCCACUUGCCAUCAAGCACCUGUGGAUCCGCACUGCUUUGUUUGAGAAGGUCCUGGACAAAAUUGUGCAUUACCUGGUGGAAAACAGCAGUAAAUACUACGAGAAGGAAGCCCUCCUGAUGGACCCGGUGGAUGGCCCCAUCCUUGCGUCUUUGUUGGAUCCAGAAGAGACAUUCAAGUGGCAGCAUGGACGACCGACCAUCCCUUUCUGCCCGUGACUAUGUUGAGUCCCUGCACCAGAACUCCCGGGCCACGCUCCUCUAUGGCAAGAACAACGUUCUGGUUCAGCCGAGGGAUGAUAUGGAGGCCGUGCCAGGGUACCUGUCUCUACACCAGACAGCUGACGUCAUGACCUUGAAAUGGACGCCUAACCAGCUGAUGAACGGGUCGAUGGGGGACCUGGACUAUGAGAAGAGCGUCUACUGGGACUAUGCCAUGACCAUCCGCCUGGAGGAGAUUGUAUACCUGCACUGCCACCAGCAAGUGGACAGCGGUGGGACAGUGGUGUUGGUCAGCCAGGACGGGAUCCAGAGGCCGCCGUUCCGCUUCCCCAAGGGGGGGCACCUCCUGCAGUUCCUCUCGUGCCUGGAAAAUGGGCUGCUCCCCCAUGGGCAGCUGGACCCUCCACUCUGGUCUCAGCGGGGGAAGGGCAAAGUAUUUCCCAAACUGCGUAAGCGAAGCCCUCAGGGUUCUGCCGAGUCCACGUCUUCGGACAAGGAAGAUGACGAGGCCACAGAUUACGUGUUCAGGAUCAUCUAUCCCGGCAUGCAGUCUGAAUUCGUUGCUCCCGACCGCUUGGGCAGCACUCCCCCGGUCUCCGUGAGCCCUGCCUGGACGGUGGUUCCUGCUGGCCGGUCGGUGCUAGUGGUGGCCAGGGGCAGUCAGUGGGCACGAGCCAGAUGGGACACCACCUUCCCCGUGCCGGGUCCGAAGCAGCAGCUCCCCACCCCCCAGGACCUGAUGGAUGUCUCCGUGAGCAACCUACCACCCUUGUGGCAACCCAGCCCCCGGAAAUCCUCCUGCUCAUCCUGUUCACAGAGUGGCUCCGCCGAUGGUGGCUCAACCAAUGGCUGCAACCAUGAGAGGGCUCCCCUGAAGCUCCUCUGUGACAAUAUGAAGUACCAGAUCCUUUCCAGAGCCUUCUAUGGAUGGCUUGCCUACUGCAGACACCUGUCCACUGUGAGGACCCACCUGUCAGCCCUGGUCAAUCACAUGAUCGUGUCUCCAGACUUGCCCUGUGAUGCCGGACAUGGGCUGACGGCCAGGAUCUGGGAGCAGUACCUUCAGGACAGCACAAGUUAUGAGGAACAGGAGCUUCUACGCCUCAUCUACUAUGGAGGCAUCCAGCCGGAGAUCCGCAAGGCCGUGUGGCCCUUCCUCCUGGGCCACUACCAGUUCGGGAUGACAGAAACAGAAAGGAAGGAGGUGGACGAGCAGAUUCACGCGUGCUACGCACAGACCAUGGCUGAAUGGCUGGGCUGCGAGGCCAUCGUGCGGCAGAGGGAGCGGGAAUCCCACGCGGCUGCCUUGGCUAAAUGCUCAUCAGGGGCCAGCCUGGACAGCCACCUGCACCGGAUGAUGCACCGGGACUCCACCAUCAGCAAUGAGUCCUCCCAGAGCUGCAGUUCAGGCCGCCAGCACAUCCGCCUGCAGAGCGACUCCAGCAGCAGCACGCAGGUGUUUGAGUCUGUGGACGAAGUGGAGCAGGUGGAGGCAGAAGGCAGGUUGGAGGAGAGACAGCCCAAGAUCCCCAACGGGAACCUGGUGAAUGGCACCUGUUCGCCGGACUCUGGCCAUCCGUCAUCCCACAACUUCUCCUCGGGCCUCUCGGAGCCCUCGGAACCCAGCCUGAGCACGGAGGACAGUGUCAUGGACGCCCAGCGGAAUGCCCCUCUGGUGCUUCGACCUGGGGACAGCAGCGUGGAUGACGGGCAGAGCAGUGAGGCCACCACCUCCCGGGAUGAGGCCCCCCGCGAGGACCUGGCCGUGCAGGACAGCCUGGAGAGCGACCUCCUCGCCAACGAGAGCAUGGACGAGUUCGUGUCCCUCACUGGCAGCAUGGAUGUGGCCCUGCCCGGAAAGGAGGGGGCCGCGAUGGAGGGCUGGGGAGACAGUGAGGUGGGGAAGCACAGCCGUGUGGACAGUGAGGACAACCUCUCAGAGGAGCCCGAGAUGGAAAGUCUCUUCCCCGCCCUGGCCUCUCUGGCCGUGGCCACUUCUGCCAACAACGAGGCGUCCCCCGUGUCUUCCAGUGGCGUCACUUACUCUCCAGAGCUCCUGGACCUGUACACCGUCAACCUGCACCGCAUCGAGAAGGACGUGCAGCGCUGUGACCGCAGCUACUGGUACUUCACGCCCCCCAACCUGGAAAAGCUGCGGAACGUCAUGUGCAGCUACAUCUGGCAGCACAUUGAGAUCGGCUAUGUCCAGGGCAUGUGUGACCUCCUGGCUCCACUGCUGGUCAUCCUGGAUGACGAGGCCCUGGCCUUCAGCUGCUUCACGGAGCUCAUGAAGAGGAUGAACCAGAACUUUCCCCAUGGGGGCGCCAUGGACACGCACUUUGCCAACAUGAGGUCGCUGAUCCAGAUUCUGGACUCCGAGCUCUUUGAGUUGAUGCAUCAGAACGGUGACUACACUCACUUCUACUUCUGCUACCGCUGGUUCCUGCUGGAUUUCAAGCGAGAACUUGUCUACGAUGACGUCUUCUCUGUCUGGGAGACCAUCUGGGCAGCCAAGCACGUCUCGUCCGCCCACUACGUCCUGUUCAUCGCGCUGGCUCUGGUGGAGGUCUACCGUGACAUCAUCUUGGAGAACAAUAUGGACUUCACAGACAUCAUCAAAUUCUUUAACGAAAUGGCUGAGCGGCACAACACCAAACACGUCCUGAAGCUGGCUCGGGACCUCGUGUACAAGGUGCAGACUCUGAUUGAGAACAAGUGAGGGCCACCUCACCCCGGCCCUGUCAGCCGUGCCGCCACCCACCUGUCCAGCCCGCUUUUCCUCCCGGCUGCCCCGGGAGCGAGGUCCUGGUGUCUGUUCAUGAGCAUGGACUUCUAUGCAGAGAGAAACUGCCCCAACUUUGGCCACCAGGCAGGUGGGGUCGAGGGUUUGCCCCUUGAGUUCAGCCUUACGUUUUCCUGUUUGACCAAAGAUUGUCCAAGUCUGGGAUUUCUCCCUUGUGGGAGUUGGGGUACGUCAGUGGAUGGAGGGAACAGUUUCAUUUGUGGUCUCCAGAAUGGUUGCCUCUGUCUUAUUCUGUCCCAACCCCUCCAAACUGUUCAGUCAGGGGAGACUUGGGGAAGGAGUUUUUCUUGGGGAACUAGUGUAGGAGAGGUCUGUGGGGCUACCUCUAUACUCUGAAAGGGGCCUCUGGAGAUGUUCCAGAACAUGGCCGGCAGGCAGGCUUGGAGCAGAGUUUCUGCACCUCCCUCGGCGCUGUUGACGUGGUGCUGGGUGAACCGUCUUCUGAGAGGGGUCGUCCUGUGCAUUGUUGAAAGGUAAGCAGCAUCGCUGGCCUCUGCCUGCAAGAUGCCAGUAGCGCCCCCUCCCCAACCCAGCUGUGACAACCCGAAGGGUUUGCAGAUCUUGCCACAUGUCCCCACUUGAGAACCAGUGGCAUAGAGGAGGGGCUGCAAGUGUAUCUCUUUCCCCCCCUUUUGUUUAACCACCUGCUCCUGAGGCUUUCUCCCACUUAGAAAAGGCACACAGGAGUCCACAUCUCUCUCGGGACUUGGAUUCUGUUUGUUGUGGUCUCUCAUUUUUUUUCUCCUCCACCUGACCCCAGGAGAGACUUCUUUCCUUCUUUUCAAGAAAGCCUCUCCCUGAGAGGCUCCCCAGAGAGGGAGGGAAGGGCGGAACAGUGAGAAGUGUGGUAGGUGUGAGUUAGCCCGAGGUCCCACCCAAAGCCCUCCAGACAUGGUGGAGUCCACAUCCCUUUCUUCACCUCCUAGGGAAGAUCUCGCCUCUCGUUCUGCACUUUGGGUCUGAUGCUCCAGAAGUUUGGAAGGUGUGUGUGAGUGGCCGCCACUUCAAGGGAGGUGGGGGAAGCUGGCUUUUCCCUAGGUGCCUUUGAUCACUCAGGACAAAGGAAGAACAGGAAGGCAGAGGUCCACCAGAGUAGACUGUGAUGGGUGUUUUCCUUGGAAAAUAUGCUGAUGAACUGGCCCCCGGAACAUGGAUGGCUAAGUCUGGAAGCGGUCCCCUCCGGGUCUUCACACAAAGGGUCGCCAGUCACAAACAGACCCCGAGUUAGCUGGUUCACCCUGCCUACCUGUCCUUUGAUAGAGCAGUCCUGCCAGCUCUUUUCUGAGAACACACAUGGGAGAAACAGAGUCAGGUUGGAAGGCUUCUCCCCAGAAUGGAAGGUAGGAUUUUGGAGAGGGGAGGAGACUCAUAAGCACAAGGAAGCAUUCACAGAGAGGGUACAUUAGUCCUCUGUCCUGAGCAAACCAGGAGGGGGAGGAACCCCUACCCUGCGUGCUUGUGAAGGCUCGCCCUUGGGCCCCAGUGCCUUCAACUGCAUCCCAACCCCCCAGCCCCCCACAUGGGGCCUCCUGAGCAGGACAGACGAGACCUAAGUGUCCCUUGCCUCUGAAGAAUGUGCUCCGUGAAAAUUGCACCUCCUGGCUCUGGUCCCCCACCUUCCCAAGAUGAGGAAAACACAUCCAGAUCAAAGUUUUCCUAGCCACUCAGCUCUUUGUUACAGAGGACAUUAUUUUAGCAAGACCCGGGUCCCAGACCUUCCGAUUCUGAUUUAUUUUUCUCGACAGACUAGUCCCAAAGUAUACACAAUCUCUUCUCCGCCUUCUCUCGUGGUGUUCCAGAGAGGUGUCCGUGGUUGUGAUUUGGAACAACUCCUAUUUGUUCAGCUUACAGUGUUUAUUUUGGUCUCCGUACAUCGUGCGUCCUUGUGUCCGGGAAUCGAGUGCGUGGGAGUCAUUCUGUCCGUGGAGUGCCCUCCUCCUUCUCUCAGUGUUGCCAACAUAUCUUGUAACUGUUUACUGAAGAGUUGUGUCUAUAGAGAGAGAAAAUAUAUAUAAACAGAGAAAUGUG